AUGACAGACACAGACGACGAUUCCAACGCAGCAGUCAUGGAUAAAACGACGAUUGUAUUUUGUCAGGGCCAAGGCUGUGUAAUGACAAACUUGCCUAUUCCAAUGCACCAAGAAUUUGUGUAUUGGGAAGUCAAGAUUUUGCAACUUGAAGAGUGUGAUCGCGUGGCGAUCGGUUUAGGGACCAAACCUUAUCCAUGCUGGCGAUUACCAGGCUGGCACCGACAUUCAGUUGCUUAUCAUUCACAUACGGGUGCAGUUCAUGCAAGCGAUCCGCUGGUAGGACGACCUUAUGGACCACCCUAUAAAGAAGGCGACGUGAUAGGCGUAGGCUACCUCCGCAACACAAACACUGUAUUUUUUACGCGAAAUGGCAAAAAUCUCGGUAAAGCCUCUAUUGGCUUCAAAUUCCCUGUAUAUCCUGUUGUAGGCGCCAUAGGCCCAUGUCAAGUUUCUGUGAAUUUUGGACAGCAGGAUUACUUGUUUGCGCCAGCCAACUUACGGGAAGCGGCAUUGGCUCCGAAACAAGGCUCCCUUCCACCCCCUCCAGCCUAUGGCGACGUACGUAAUACCAUAAUGCUGUUUGGCGCAUCCGACGACGACGACAACACCACCGACACACGACAUCUCGACUAUUCGCAACAACCCCAUGCAUCAUUCGAUCCAGCCUCCUCGCCACCACCACCACGAUAUACCUGA
Molecule: messenger RNA, 696 nt
Organism: Zychaea mexicana
Lineage: Eukaryota; Fungi; Mucoromycota; Mucoromycetes; Mucorales; Lichtheimiaceae
Product: concanavalin A-like lectin/glucanase domain-containing protein
Exons: 4
Coding region: 1-696 (231 amino acids)
Molecular function (GO): protein binding
Source: RefSeq, a predicted model, not a curated record